AUGGGAUUUACACCAAUGAUCUAUCCGUGCCUAUCAAUUAUGUCAUAUAACACUCUAGCUGAAUUGAAUUCGAUCAAUGGUACCUGGGAUAUAAUCAUUUCAGACAUAACAAUUACUUCGAAUCGUCUCUUAACGGUUGAUUUUUCAGUACCUAUUUAUGAAACUGCCAUUCGAGUCAUUGUUCGAGACAGUUCACCAAUUUCAGUGAAUUUCUUAUCGUAUCUUCGUCCAUUCUCCCUUGAAGUUUGGUUGUCAAUCAUUGGCAUAGUAAUAUAUUCUGGAUUACUUGUUUUUUUAUUCGAACGACGGACAAUUGAAGAAACACAAGAUUGUCGAGGACUUCGAGCGAUAAUUUUUGGUGUUUAUCAAGCACUGAGUACUGUCAUUGGUAUGGGCAGUGAUUUACCUUUGCGAACAAAAUCAAGUCGGAUAAUAGUUAUUGGAUUAUUCACAUUAAGUGUCCUUCUAGUGGCUACAUAUACGGCUAAUUUGUCGUCAUAUCUCACAUUACAACGUACUCAACCACCUAUAUCUGGCAUUGAUGAUAUCAAAAAUGGUCGUUUACGUUUUGAUCGCAUCGGAGUGCUAAGUAACUCGGCUAUUGAGGAAUUUUAUACAUCGUAUAUAUCUAACGAGUUCUAUCCUGUGAAAAGUGUACCUGAUAUUUAUACGCUUUUGCUCAAUAAUUACAUCGAUGCUGCGCUAGGAGAUGCACUAUCCAUUGAAUAUGCUGUUGAUCGACACUAUUGUGGUAAUCUAUCAGUGAUCGGUGUCGGUUUUGCUAAAUCAACAUACGGUAUUGUUAUGGCCAAAAACUGGCGAUACAAACUUGACCUUGAUGUAAACAUUGUUACAUUACGUGAAUCAGGCGAACUAGAAUCACUAGAGCAAAAAUGGUUUUCAAAACGAACAUGUAAUAAUAUUACAAAUGUCGAGAAGAUAUGGGAACGAGACGGAAUUUCAUUCACUGUAAUAGGCGGUCUCUUUAUUUCAUUUCUUAUCGUCAGUGCAAUUGCAAUUACACUUCAUUUGUAUGAUUUUCGAAUGGAAUUGGUGAAAAUUAUAAAACAAAGAUGGCUCUCAUGACACAAAUCGAAGGACAUUAAUCAAACAUUGUAACACUGUCGGAAUAUACACAUAAAAUUCAAAAUCGUUGUUUUUUUUCUAGAAAGAAAUCACAUUUUUCCAUAUUCAAGGGUGUAGGUGUAGUCUUUCUCCUACUCCACACCCACGCCUCACCCACAUCCACAUCUACACUCGCACCCACACCCACACUCCACAACCACAACCACAUCCACACCCACCCACACCCCACACCCCACACCCCACACCCCACACCCCACACCCCACACCCCACACCCCACACCCCACACCCCACACCC
Rotaria sordida is the source of this 1382-nucleotide messenger RNA. Lineage: Eukaryota; Metazoa; Rotifera; Eurotatoria; Philodinida; Philodinidae. The record is from the annotation of a GenBank genome assembly.